This is a messenger RNA of Colletotrichum destructivum, 1452 nucleotides long. RefSeq lists its product as uncharacterized. Gene Ontology annotation, cellular component: Vma12-Vma22 assembly complex. The transcript has a single exon. Lineage: Eukaryota; Fungi; Ascomycota; Sordariomycetes; Glomerellales; Glomerellaceae. Gene Ontology annotation, biological process: vacuolar proton-transporting V-type ATPase complex assembly. The record is from RefSeq and is a predicted model, not a curated record. The coding region runs from base 268 to 972 and encodes 234 amino acids.
UUGCAUCUGACAAUCGACUACAUACAUGCACAGCCCUACGGAACUCAACCCGCCUUCAUCGCCUGAAUUCAGACGCCUCCACUCUACAAUAAAGCCAACAUUGCAAACCACACGUGCCUGUUCGUCUUACCACACCGCUCCGCCACGACCAACAAGCUAUCAAUCCGCAUAUUGGUUUCACCAGAACUCACCAGCCUCACCACCACCUGCUAAAAUCCCCUAUUAAGCCCUAUCCUCCCGCCACACUUCACAGACGAGCGCGCAACCAUGGAGACGGGCCACAUUGAUACCCUGCUGGAGCGCUAUCUCGUCCUGCUGGACGAGUACAGCACACUGCGCGAGCGCCUCACCAGGGCUCAGGUCGGCAUGUAUCAGAACAUUGCACGAGCCAAUUUCUCCGCAGAGAGGGGCGUCCGCUACGGCCCGGACUACUACGACGAGCGCAUGCGGGCUUCGAGGGUCCUUGCCGUGUCUGUGGACGGCCGGAAUGUUCCCCGCUUCAAGAUUGUCCAGCCUGCAGAUGCCGUGACGGAGCCGAAAGCGACGGGGACCAACGAGGCUCGGGGCCGCAAGGAUAAGGGACGGUCGCGGAGUGACGCCGAUGAAGCCCCAGAUUACGCGGCUGGUGAAGCAACAUCUGCCGAUGAGGUCAAGGACGAGAAGGAAUCGAAUGGGGAAGAAGUGGAGAAGACGAAGAAGCAGAAGAAAGGGAACAGCGACCCCCUCCGGUGGUUUGGCAUCCUGGCGCCAUUGCCUCUACGGCAGGCACAGACGCUGUCAGUGCACAUUGUUGAGGACGUCAUCCCGCGGCUGGUCUCAGUAGAUGCCGAGAUGAAGGACGUAGAGAUCGAGGUCCGGCGGGCGCGGAAGAGGCGAGCCAAGACGGAGGCAGCGUCGAAGAAAAGCGACGCGGCCCCCGAGGCGGAUCAGCACGGGUUGCAUGCCCCGGCGGCGGUGGUUGAGUCGACGUGAUUGCUGUUUCCUCCAGCACCGACACCGGUCAGGCUCUCGAGGUCCUCGUGGUUCUUUCUCGCUAAGGGGGCAAGUCUCUGACCAAGUUCGAGCUUCUGUGGAACUAGGAUAUGCUCAGCCGGCAGGUCCCGGGCCAACCUAUGGCUUUCAGUGGCAUACCUGGCAGCACCUGCGUCAGCACCAUUGUGUUCUAUAUUUUCAAGCCCGGGAAGACGGCAUCUGAAGCCGCCAUGAAUCAGUUUCAUCCUUGUGAUAAGUUACACACAUGAAAGGGAGGCUCUGCUUGGGUAGUGCGGAUGGAGACACGACUCGUGUUGGGGAGGCCGGAGACGUGAAUCAGCCCUGCGGCAUGUCCCCUCGGAUAAAUGUGGUUAUCUCUACAUUAGGGAAGAAACGGGGUCGGCUGCCUUUCGUUUCUCGGGUCUAGCUAGUAACAUGAUGACGAUUUGGUGCCGUUUGACACAUGUUCCUUGAGCCGGG